UUGUUCAACCCGGGACGUUUUCACAAAUGGACCGACGUGGCGGUUGUUGUAGCAACCGUCUUUUAACGUGAAUAGCAACAACCUGCACAUCGUAUGAAUGGUCGUUAGUUGAAGAAUCGAAUCGUUAGUUACCCAAAUGUUUAUCUAGGUUUAACUUGCGUUUAUCUCCGACCAAUGUUCUUUGUGUUCGUUCGGGAUAAAGUUAGCUAGAUAUCGCACUGUGGCUAAGAGCUACUGUGCAUAAGCCGAACACGGGAGGUGGUUGAGCAGCGAUACUCUACUGCAGGAAACAGCGAGAUGAGAAUAAUCUCUGCUUUGCUAGUUUCAUGUUGUUUUGAGUGUUAGCUGAGUAGCUAGUCGCCGUGUUAGCAUGUCGGCUGUUAGCAGUCUCGUCCCUGCUCGGUUUCUCACCAUCAUAGCUCAUCUGGUCAUCGUUAUCACCAUCUUCUGGUCAAGGGAAAACAAUGUAAAGGCCUGUUUGCCUUUGGAUUUCACGCAAGAGCAAUAUGAAAUUGAAGACAGAAACUUGGUAGUGGCACUGGCCGUCACCCUCGGGUUGUUCGCCAUCGAGCUGGCUGGAUUCUUCUCAGGAGUUUCCAUGUUCAACUGCAGCCAAGGACUCCUGUCUCUGGCAGUCCACUGCAGCGCAUCUGUCUCCUUGUCUUUCUUUGUAUUUGAGAAGUGGGAGUGCUGGACAUAUUGGGUUAUUUUUGCUGUCUGCAGCGUGUUACCUGCGUUUGUGGAGAUUCUUCUGUUUGUAGCUGUUUUUGGUCUGAAGAAGAAGCCACUAUGAAAGACGAUCCAGAUGUGCUAUGUGCAAUGAAAUACAGUCUGUCUCAAUGAGUCACAAGCAAAACCAAGAAAACCAAAUGGAAUAUACAAGCCACCCUAUCUGCAACAUUUGUAUUUUUUGAGGUAUUUUGAAUGAAAUAGAUGCAGAGUGCUUAUUUUUUUUAAUGUUUCAGUCUUUAGUUUAGGCAGGAUUUGCGAGAAAAUCAGUUGUAGCUUUUUUGUAACUUGUCGAGAAAUGAAUUACUUGUAAAUAAUAAUCUUUUUGUUUGUCAAA
Messenger RNA from Platichthys flesus (European flounder), 1066 nucleotides. It is a transcript of the gene tmem107l, whose product is annotated as transmembrane protein 107 like. Gene Ontology annotation, cellular component: MKS complex. Gene Ontology annotation, biological process: non-motile cilium assembly; protein localization to ciliary transition zone. NCBI's taxonomy places the organism in Eukaryota, Metazoa, Chordata, Actinopteri, Pleuronectiformes, Pleuronectidae. The coding region runs from base 371 to 793 and encodes 140 amino acids. The transcript is spliced from 5 exons. The record is from RefSeq and is a predicted model, not a curated record.